This is a messenger RNA of Galdieria sulphuraria, 1025 nucleotides long. Its product is annotated as dihydropteridine reductase. Gene Ontology annotation, cellular component: cytoplasm. Bases 11 to 946 code for a protein of 311 amino acids. Lineage: Eukaryota; Rhodophyta; Bangiophyceae; Galdieriales; Galdieriaceae. The transcript has a single exon. The record is from RefSeq and is a predicted model, not a curated record. Gene Ontology annotation, biological process: L-phenylalanine catabolic process; tetrahydrobiopterin biosynthetic process. Gene Ontology annotation, molecular function: NADPH binding; NADH binding; 6,7-dihydropteridine reductase activity.
AGAGCGUUUGAUGUUCCUUUCCUAUUCGAGUUUAUUACAGCGUAGAAUCCGACCAACACGGAACCGUUACGUCCUGUUUUCAAGGAAGCAAAUUAGCUUGAAACACAGGAAAAUAAAUCUCCAGUCGUCUUUGACGGAAAAAGUGCGAAAUAUCUCGACAGGAACCGGAGAACCUUCCGUCUUUUGUUAUGGAGGAGCUUCAGCUUUUGGAGUGGAAAUUACUCGUCGAUUUACAGAAGGAGGGAACGGAGUGGUUUCAGUUGAUUCUGCAGAAGGCAGUCGUGAGUGUACAGAAUCAGUUUGCUUUCCUCCAGGUGCAACUUGCAAGGCUCAAGUAGACAUUGCUGUUCGGACACUGGAGAAGAGUGGCCUAGCAGAUCAUCGAUUUGGUCUGAUGGUGAAUGCGUCUCUUGGUUGGACAACGGGUGCAAUAAUGGAUGAUAAUUUGUUUGAUUCUGUUGACUUUAUGCACCGAUCGAACGUGGAAACUUCCCUCGUUCUUGCCAAGCUUGCAUCACGUUUUUUAGCUCCUGGAGGGUUAUUAGUAUUUAUGGGUAGUGCAGUUGCUUUGACUCCAACUCCAGAUAUGAUUGCGUAUAGUUUGGCAAAAGCCGCUAUUCAUCAACUUGUUAUGGAUUUAUCUGGCGAAGUAGGCAGAGCACUUCCACGCAAUAGUUCUGUCAUUGGUUUGGUACCAGUUGUUCUAGAUACACCAUUUCAUCGUGCUGAGAACAAUGGUUGUGCAGGUGAAGAUUGGACUCCAUGUGAUAUUAUUGCGGAAAAGUUAUGGGAAUGGUCCAAUCAGUUACCCAGUAAGCGUCCUAAGAACGGCUCCUUGAUUUCUGUAACAACACAUGCAGUGGAUAAUCAACAUGGAAGUAAAGAGCAACGAACGCUUUUUAGGACUAUUAAAACGGAUAACUUUGUGCAAACCAAUCUACUUUAAUCUAUAAAUACCACAAGUUUUUCUAUGGAUCCAGAUAAUAAAACUCGAAGCUACACAAGCUCUUAGAGAUUUCUGAUUG